Entamoeba invadens IP1 is the source of this 2421-nucleotide messenger RNA. RefSeq lists its product as hypothetical. The transcript has a single exon. NCBI's taxonomy places the organism in Eukaryota, Evosea, Mastigamoebida, Endamoebidae. The record is from RefSeq and is a predicted model, not a curated record. Gene Ontology annotation, molecular function: protein binding. The coding region runs from base 1 to 2421 and encodes 806 amino acids.
AUGAAAGUUGAUGAGGUUAUUGAAGAUAUGCUAAAAAACAAGCACACUUGGGUCCGUAUACCGAGUGUCAUAUCUCCACCUGUAAAUUGUUUAGAGACAUAUGAAUCUGUCAACGAGAGUACUGUUACCAUUCGAUCCACUGGCUUAUUUGCGAGUAAUUUAGAAAAAGUGGGGAGGGUUAUAGACAACAUCAAGUUGGUUCAGUUAUUAUUUCCCGAUGUUUUGAUUGAUCGCGUUGAAGGCAAUCGAGUAUACAUAUCAGCCAAGACUUCGAUUGAAGAAAAGAGGAUUAAACUGAGUUAUAUCAAAGAAUGCCAAAAGAGUGAUGACUCCAUUCUCUUUAUUAACGCUGAGUAUGACCCCUCAUAUUGUAUAUACUAUGCAUUUCUCUGUACCAAUAAAAAGAAUGGGGUGGAAGUCAUCACACAGAUCCAACUCGACAAAACAAAGAUCACAAAUAGAACAUACCAAUUUUAUAUUAACCACCAAAGGAAAUUCAUUUAUAACUUCGGGGAGGUUCUGAACUAUAACAAAGAGGGUUUAGUAAUGUUGGAGAUGGAGAGAGACUUUCUGACUCGUGUCGACCAAACUUCUCUCUUCCCUUAUGUGAUCCACUCCAACAAAUGUUUCACGAUGCUUUGCAAUGAAAAAGCCUCAGAAGUGGUCAUAAUAGGAAAAUCAAAGUUUAGAAUUGAUGUUCUCAAGCUUAUCGAAAGCUUAUAUAAUCACAUCGCAAAGUCCCCCAUUUUCUUUGUUUGUAAGACAAUUCGUGAAACAGAGAAACUUCUCUUCCAACACGUUGAAACGACACUUUUUGGUCAAGGCGUGUCCACGUCUGAUAUCGUGUACACAUCCAGAAUAGUCGAAGGAACUAUUUUCACGGCGUGUCGGACAACAAAGCAGAUGUGUACUGAAAAGCACAACGACGAUCAUUUUGAAGUUGUUUUAUGUGCCGAGUCAAUUAACAUUGGAAUAGAUGGGAGUCCCUACUCGGACUUUUAUUAUCAUUUCCGAUGUCCUCAAUUCCAAUUUUUGCCUUUGCCCAUUCGCAAAAGAAAGUUGACAAUUCUGAUGGACGCCAUUUUACUCGAAAGAGUCGGGAUAGAAAAUUUCUCGUCGUUUCAGUUAUGUGGAAUUGACGACAACGAAUUUACACUGUCAAAAAAGAUUCUGCUGUCGUCACUGAUAAUGCAGGCCCAGAUGAUCAAACACAAAUUCAAAGUAAUUGUCCCCCUCGAGAAGUGCCCGCCACAGGGUGUCGGGUUAGACAUCACCAAACUUGACCGGCGGCUUCUCUUCUUAUUCUUGACCCAACUUCCAUUGGCGGAUUUAGUCGCUUUUAUGGCGACGUGUAAACGAUUUUAUUUGAUUGUCAAGAAUGAAGACGAGAUCUGGCAUGGCAUCUAUGACAAGUACUUGAACCCCUAUACAUUCUAUAAAGCAAAUUUGAACUCGACCAUUCGGCUUUCUCCACGAAGCAAUUAUAACUUCUUUGAAAUAGUCAAUGAGCAGAUGAUAAUAAGGCACAAAUGGCAGAACAAAGCACCGUUGAUUAAACAAAGGAUCAAAGUGUAUGAACACCUUCCUGUCGACUUUCUCUUUCCUCGAUUAGUCGACUCAACGUUCUUUGUUGGGACUUCGGAGGGAAGGAUUAAGCGGCUGAGAUACUCUGACUACCAGAGUUACUACGAGUUCUUUUUUAAAGAGAAAAUCCGCGCAGUUGAGACGAAUCACGAAGUCGAGAAGAUGUUAAUUGGAUUUGCCGAUGGGGAGGUCAAAGUGUAUUACAACAAAUUUGACGAAGUGCACAAUGUGACGAAAACGUGUGAAUAUGAUGGGAUGAAAUUCACUGAUUACUGUAACACGAUGAUUGCGUGGAAAAGUGGUGUUGUUGAUUUGUACGACCUUCGUCUGAAAAGUCUUGUGAAUCAGUACAAACACCACGAUGGGAAGAUACUUCAUGCAGAUAAAGUUGCUGAAAAUUUAGUAGUCAGUUCUGGAGUCGAUGGGUGUCUUAUUGGAUAUGACUUGCGAUGUGAUGGCGUUGCUUUUAAAGCGCCGUUAACAAAUAAAACCAUUCAAGUCUUUGACGGGUUUGAUGAGAAUAUUGUGUGUGGUGCUAAAGGGAUGAUAUUGUUGUACGACAUGAGGACUAACAAAUUUGCCGCAUCAAGAAGGCUUACAUUCUCCUAUGUCAAUUGUUUGAAAUGUUAUAAUAGAAGAUUUGUGGUGGGGACUACAGAUAGACUUGUAUUGUCUUAUGAGUGCACUACUAAUUGGAUAGGAAAACAAACUGUUAUAUACCAACAUGAGUCUCCAGUGAGUUGUGUUAGCUUCGACGAUUCAAUGCUUAUGACAGGGUCGACGGAUGGAGUAGUUUAUUAUUCGAACUUUUCUGCUUCUUAUGGAAGCUUGUUUUAA